GACCUUUAGCGCGUGUGACACAUUAUGACAAGUCUAAGACAGCUGAUAGUUUCACACUGAAGUUAUGAAGUUGGUGAUGUAACAGAAAUAAUGGCUCAAGCUUCCGUUAAACCUCGCUCUACUGGUUUAGAUAUUAUUCUUAUUGGUAAAUCUGGAAACGGCAAGAGUUCGACCGGUAAUUCUAUUUUAAGACGGGGAAAUAUUUUUAAACCCAGUUAUAGUACGUCAUCUGGGACGAAAAUACCACAAUUUGAAUGGAGUAAAUUUGAUGACAGAAUUUUACAAGUCGUUGACUCGCCUGGUGUUUUAGAUUCGAGCGAGGAUGAAGCAGGGGGAAUAACUCUGGUACAUAAAGCUUUACAAAAUGCUGUGUUGGCUAACCCCAGAGGCUAUCAUGCGUUUCUAAUUGUUAUUAAAUUCGCCACACGUUUUACCGAAGACGAACAAAAAACUGUAAAAAUUCUGAAAGGAAUCUUAGGCGAAACUUUUCUUAAGAACUACGGUAUUGUUCUGAUGACAAAUGGGGAUACGUUUGAAUUUAACUGUCGAAAGGAUAAGAACUUUAAUCUUGAGACAUUCUGUGCUGUACAGACAGGUCCUUUCAAAAAUAUAUUGGAAGAAUGCAAUAACAGAAUUGUUGUUUUUAAUAACAUAACUCAAGACGAGGAAGUGAAGCAUAAGCAGCUGAAACAACUUAUUGACACGAUUGACCAGCUAAAAAACCAUCGUCGUAGAUAUACUAAUGAACAUUUUAACAAGGCGGAUAAGUUUUACCAACACUUCGUUGCAACUGCUUCGAUACCGAUUGUAACCAAAGAAUUUUUACAAGAGCAGAGUCUGAUCAUACACGCCAUUACUUCUUGUGAAACUUUACAGGACGGGCAAGAAAAAAUAAAUUCUCUAAGUUGUCUUUUGCCAAGACUUGAAGCCUUGAGAGACGGUCUCCAAGAAAAAGAUAGAGGAACUGGCGCUCUGAGAGAUUUUAUCACAAACGCGGAAGAUACCAGAAGAAUGAUAGAGACUCGAAUCAAGUUGUACACUGACAUUAUGAACAAACUAAACGCGAUAAAAAAGAAAAGUGACAAACUAGAACAAGAGGAAAUUGAAUUUAACAAGAAAAAUAAAAAAUCUUCAGUGGCAGAGAAUAAGAUUAAGGAAAUCUUAGAGCAAAAGCUACGGCUCAAAGAAGAGAUUGAAGGAAAUCAAAAGCAUAAUGUUGAAAUGUUGAAUAACUCAAAUCGCCAAUUAAACGAAAUUGAUGAAAAAAGAAAAGGUUUACACCAAGAAACAAAUGAAUUUUUUUUUGAAAAAGUUGACUUUGUUGUAUCAACGUAUGGCAAUUUUAUAAUCGACACAGCAAUGAGUGUGGCUGAAAUCUUAACAAACGUUCUAACAAAUAAUAUGCUGGGUGACAAUUAA
Physella acuta is the source of this 1419-nucleotide messenger RNA. RefSeq lists its product as uncharacterized. Gene Ontology annotation, molecular function: GTP binding. Lineage: Eukaryota; Metazoa; Mollusca; Gastropoda; Physidae. The record is from RefSeq and is a predicted model, not a curated record.